CUAAAAUAAGGGGAGUUCAUGCAGGGUUUUAGUUUCUGAAAUGUUGCAUCGUUAAAGUUUUCAAUCGGAGGUGGAGUUAAACGUAGCUGAAUUAAACGCAUAAGUUUUGAAAGUGUCCUUGUGGGAAGCUUCAUAAGGAUCAGAACCCUGCAGCCACAUUUACUGGGUAUCCAAGAUCUCUUUUAGUCACUGUUAUUUUUUUAUUGUUAAUGCAACAUGUGGCACCAAACUGAGUAAGGAUCAGCUGGAAGGUGUCACCUGAAUGUGUUCUUUAAUUUUCCCAUUAACAGUUGGUCUUGAAGUGAUACAACUCCUAGAUCUGACUUGUGUGGUUUAGGGUUGCAGUUAUGGUGUUACUGAGGAAUAUGUCGAAAAUGUUUUUACUGCAUGCCCUGAAAAGUCUACCACCUCGGAAAAGAUGCUUCUCAGCAGCAGGUACACAGAUCCCAAAAUUCUUGUAUUUUCAUCCAAAGCUGCCUCUGAAGAGCAGAAAGGUUUCUAGUAAUUUAGAGGAAAGUAAUUCUCGUGGAAAUAUAUCAUGCUAUGACUUUCGGUGUUUGAGCACAAGCAAAUGUUAUUCAAAUAAUAGAAAAGGUAUCAAUACCAGAAAGCCUUCAAGAAGUGGAAAACCAACCAUGGAAAAUGAUGAGGUCCUAUCAGAAGAUGAAUAUGAAUUAGCAGAUGCUGAACUUGAACAGUUAUUUGAAGAACAAAUAUAUCCUGUUCCUGAAGGAGGCCAUAGGAUAUUUAUUGUGCAUCCAAAUGUAAAAUGGGGAGAAAAGAAACAGCAUCUCACAACAAGUGACCUUCAGAUGGAUGAAGCAGUUGCUCUUGUGAACACCCUGCCCAACUGGCAUGUUGUUGAUAAGGUUAUUCUUUCUACAAAAACUCCAGACAGCAAACUCAUCUUUGGCAAAGGCAACUUUCAGUUGCUUACAGAAAAAUUAAAAAGUUUGCCACAAGUUACAGCAGUGUUUAUGAAUGUUGAGCGGCUGUCUGCAUCAUCUGAGAAAGAGUUAGAAUCUGCCUGGGGUGUGAAAGUGUUUGAUAGGUACUCAGUCGUCCUUCACAUCUUCCGUUUUAAUGCCCGAACUAAAGAAGCUAAACUGCAGAUAGCGUUGGCUGAGAUUCCGUAUUUGAGGUCUCAGCUGAAAAAUGAAAUGGCUCAUUUAGACCAGCAAGGUGGUGGAUCCAGGUACAUAAUGGGGUCAGGUGAGACCUUCAUGGAAGUUCAACAGCGCCUUCUUAAGGAGAGGGAAUUGAAGAUUAGAGGUGUGUUAGAAAAACUAAGGAGGAAACGACAGUUGCUGAGGACUAAGCGGAAGCGCAGAGAGUUCCCAAUUAUUUCUAUCAUGGGCUACACGAACUGUGGCAAAACGACCCUCAUCAAAGCUCUGACUGGAGACUCAGGCCUUCACCCAAGAAAUCAGUUGUUUGCUACCCUUGAUGUUACCACCCAUGCCGGCUUGAUGCCAAGCCGCUUGACUGUCCUUUACGUUGAUACAAUUGGAUUUCUUUCACAGCUUCCCCACAACCUAAUUGAAUCCUUCUCAGCAACUCUAGAGGAUGUGGCACAUUCAGAUGCAAUCGUUCAUGUCAGGGACAUUAGUCACCCUGAAAGUACUAACCAAAAAGUGAACGUCUUGAAUGUUCUCCAGAAUCUCCAGCUCCCAACCCAGCUCUUGGAUUCCAUUAUUGAAGUGCACAAUAAAAUUGAUCUCGUGGAAGGAUACCAACACACAGACCCAAACGCUGUUGCAGUUUCUGCACUUCACGGCCUUGGCAUGCAAGAACUGAAAGAGAAAAUUGAGGAGGCAGUUCUACAAGCAACAGGAAAACUGAUCCUCACUAUUCAAGUAGAUUUGGCUGGGCCUCAACUAAGCUGGUUGUAUAAGGAAGCCACUGUGCAGGGAAUAGAUGUUUUGCCAGAAGAUGGUUUGGCCAAUGUGAGAGUGAUCAUCAGCAGCUCCGCUUAUGGGAAAUAUAAGAAGCUGUUUCAACCUUGAGGGAAAAAAGAAUGAAUUUCUAGUGAUGAGGAUUUUACAAUUUUUCUACAAAAGAAGUUGGUGUGAAUAGCAUCUCUGACGUGCAUUUCCGAAAGGAUUCGCUGGCAAUAAAUUACUCUUGAAGUGCAGAAAUCAUCAUCCUGUUGGCAAACUUGGGUAGUUUGCACACAAACAAAGCCCCUCCAACAGGAAUGAGAUGAACAAUCAGCCAAUUCUUUCGGUGGUUUCCCUUCCAGGAAGAUGACUGACUAUGAUACUGGAAGAAUUCCCCACUUUUUCCAUGGAGUGUUUCAUCAAUGAGAUAAACAGACAAGAACUCAGUUUGUCUCAUUGCAAGGAUGAAGCGUUUUUAAAUUCGGAAUGGAGUGGCACAAUGGUGAAGUCAAAAAAGAGACUGUGAUGGUGUUACAUGAAAGUUCUAAAGUUUAAAUAUUUAAAUAAAGUAAGAGCUUAUUAAAAUGAUAUCCUAAUGACAGUGGUAAUGUCACAAUUGAUUGUAUUAAGUAUAGUGGGCCAAGGUUCCACCCACUGAUCCAUAUCCAGUGAUGUUGCUGAAAAAUGGUGAGCUGUGGGUGAUCACCUCACAGUCGAUUAAUCUCCCAUCAAUAACUCUCUCUGCUGAUAUGUGAAGAAUGUCACAGUUUGGGGAGCUGCUAGUAUUUGUGCAAACAUGAGAUUAAAAGAUAACUUCAUUCAUUGUGUUCAGGAAGAUGGGGAGAAAACACGAUCUCCUGUGUAACUUAACAUAGACAUCAGAUAUGUUCAUGUGUUUUAUUUUUCAAAAGACUAUUGUGCAAUAAAGCAACAUGUAACACUCACAAGUACAUUUCUCUGGCAAGCAUAUUUCUUUUGCAGCUUAUCACAGAUUGAGUACUUGUGAGUUUCUGGAACAGAUAAUAAUGACUGGUUAGCGAUUGCUGCACCUAUUUUUAUCUUUUUUGAUGAUCAGUACAUUGUUCAUUGUAACUAAAAAGGGAGAGGAAGUUAACUGUUAUAGGCAUUUUGAUAGGCUUCAAUUCUGAUGAAGACUCGUGAAACUUGAAACCUAAUAUUGAAGUCUAACUAAAAACCGGAAGAACUCCAGAUACUGUAAACCAGAUCUCUGGUUUUGUGGAAGGAUCACUCAACCUGAAACGUUAACUCUGACUUUUCUCCACAAAUGCUGCCAGGUUUGCUGAGCUUUUCCAGCAAUUUUUGUUUUUGUAUUUAAUAUCUAACACUUCUGUUUCCGCAGGUGCUGCCAGAGCUGAGUACUUUCAGUAUUUUCUCAUAAUAACAGAACUCGUGAGCUGGAUUCUGCACUCCCUCUGAUGGAGUACAAUAUAGGAAAUAAUCACAACAUUGAUGUAGCAGUGAUGCAUUUAGUUGCAUCAGGAUAAGUGUUGGCUGUAAUAACAGGACAAACUUGUCAACCACUGGUUUUUAAUGAUUAAAUAAAUUGAGA
This is a messenger RNA of Hemiscyllium ocellatum (epaulette shark), 3450 nucleotides long. RefSeq names its product GTP binding protein 6 (putative) (gene gtpbp6). The record is from RefSeq and is a predicted model, not a curated record. The transcript has 10 exons. Gene Ontology annotation, cellular component: cytoplasm. NCBI's taxonomy places the organism in Eukaryota, Metazoa, Chordata, Chondrichthyes, Orectolobiformes, Hemiscylliidae. Gene Ontology annotation, molecular function: ribosome binding; GTP binding. The coding region runs from base 348 to 2006 and encodes 552 amino acids.